Molecule: messenger RNA, 2933 nt
Organism: Asparagus officinalis (garden asparagus)
Lineage: Eukaryota; Viridiplantae; Streptophyta; Magnoliopsida; Asparagales; Asparagaceae
Product: ETO1-like protein 1
Exons: 5
Coding region: 95-2755 (886 amino acids)
Biological process (GO): negative regulation of ethylene-activated signaling pathway
Molecular function (GO): protein binding
Source: RefSeq, a predicted model, not a curated record
UUUUGAUAAAACUAUAUUUGUAUUUGAGAUUUUGGGGCUACUGUCCCAUUUUGGGUCUCUGGAGAUUUCCAGGAUUUUCUCCAUCUUUAGCUCUAUGAGGAAUCUCUUCGUGUCUGAAUCUUACAAGGAGACCCAAAUCCAUACAUUUAAUCCUCAGCCGUGGCUUCAAGUGGAGAGAGGAAAACAGUCAAAAGCCAGUCCACAGUCCCCUUCUUCCAUUGAAUCCCUUAUUAAGGUUGCAGAGCCACCACUGCUCCCACUCUUCAAGCCUAUUCACUAUGUGGAAGUAUUAGCUCAGAUCCAUGAAGAGCUCGAGUCCUGCCCACCGCAUGAGAGAUCGAAACUGUACUUGCUACAGUUUCAGGUAUUUAAGGGUCUCGGGGAGCAGAAAUUGCUCCAAAGAAGCCUCCGUUCUGCUUUAGAGAUGGCAACCACAGUUCACGAGCGGCUCAUAUUUGGAGCUUGGUUAAAAUAUGAGAAACAAGGAGAAGAACCAAUCUCAGAUCUUCUCGCAUCUUGCGGAAAGUGUUCUCAGGAAUUCGAGAAGCUGGAUAUUUCUUCUCAAAUCCCUACAGAGACAAUCGAGACAGGAUGUAGUUGUACUUCUGAUACAUCACAUGCUUCGACUUCAGUAUCUUUCCAAAUAGGAGAAGAAAAGAUAAGCUGUGAUCGGCAAAAAAUCGCAGCUUUAUCUACUCCUUUCCACACCAUGCUUAAUGGGUGUUUCACCGAAUCAAUUCUUGAAGUCAUCGAUUUGUCUGAGAAUGGUAUCUCACCUAUUGGUAUGAGAGCAAUCAAUCAAUUUAGUCACUCGGGUAAUUUAGGUGAUGUAGCCCCAGAUAUUUUGUUAGAAAUUCUAAUAUUUGCAAAUAAGUUUUGCUGUGAGAGGCUAAAAGAUGCAUGUGAUAGGAGAAUGGCGACAUUAGUUUCGUCUAGAGAGGAUGCUAUCGAUCUCAUGGAGUGUGCACUUGAAGAAAAUUCUCCUGUUCUCGCCGCUUCAUGUCUUCAAGUGUUCUUGCACGACUUACCCGAUUGUUUAAAUGAUAAGGAGGUAGUCAAGAUUUUCUCUGGUGUUAAUGAAAGAGAGAGAUCCAUUAUGGUUGGUCAUGCCUCAUUCUCACUGUAUUGUUUGCUGAGUGAAGUUGCAAUGAACAUGGAUCCUAAAUCAGAGGUCACAUCAAGUUUUUUGGAGAAGUUAGUGGAAUCGGCGACGGAUUGUAGACAGAAACAAUUGGCUUUACAUUGGCUUGGAUGUGUGAGGCUAUUGAGAAAGGAGAACCAUGAAGCAGAAAGGCUUUUUAAUGCUGCAAUUUCUUCUGGUCACAUCUAUUCUAUUGCUGGUCUAGCGCGAUUGGCUUACAGUAAGGGUGACAGAACUCUAGCUUAUGAGAAAUUGAGCUCAGUUAUAUCCAUCUAUGAUCCCCUUGGGUGGAUGUAUCAAGAGAGAUCUUUGUAUUCAGAAGGAGAGAGCAAGUGGGAGGAUCUCAAUAAGGCCACUGAGUUAGACCCGACACUUCUUUACCCUUACAUCUUUCGAGCGGCAUCUUUGAUGAGAAAGCAAAGUGCAGAGGCUGCCCUCAUGGAGAUCAACCGUGUUCUUGGGUUCAAGUUGGCUUUAGAAUGCUUAGAACUUAGAUGUUGCUUUUAUCUGGCGCUUGAGGAUUAUAGAGCUGCAUUGUGUGAUGUGCAGGCAAUUCUGACGUUGUCUCCUAAGUAUCGGAUGUUUGAAGGGCGUGUGGCUGCUUGUCAGCUGAGGAUGCUUGUUAGAGAGCAUGUGGAGCAGUGGACAACUGCAGAUUGUUGGCUUCAGCUUUAUGAUCGGUGGUCCUCAGUAGAUGACAUAGGUUCUCUUUCAGUGAUCUAUCAGAUGCUAGAGGCACCGGAUGCUCAGAAGGGAAUAUUGUACUUCAGACAGUCUUUGCUUCUUCUUAGGUUAAACUGUCCUGAAGCUGCAAUGUGUAGCCUUCAGCUUGCUCGCCAGCAUGCAGCAAGCAAACAUGAACGGUUAGUCUAUGAGGGAUGGAUUUUGUAUGAUACUGGUCAUUGUGAGGAAGGCCUGUGUAAAGCUGAGGAAUCAAUCUCCAUCCAGAGGUCUUUCGAGGCUUUCUUCUUGAAGGCAUAUGCCUUAGCAGAUUCAAGCCCUGAUCCUUCAAGUUAUGCGACUGUUGUCUCUCUUCUGGAAGAUGCUUUGAAAUGCCCCUCUGAUAGGCUGCGAAAGGGUCAGGCCUUGAACAAUCUUGGGAGUGUUUAUGUUGAUUGUGGCAAGCUAGAUUUAGCAGCCGAAUGCUAUAUCAAUGCACUUAAUAUCCGGCAUACACGAGCACAUCAAGGGCUGGCCCGAGUACAUUUCCUCAAGAAUGAUAGAAAUACAGCAUAUGAGGAAAUGACCAAAUUAAUAGAGAAGGCCAGAAACAAUGCCUCGGCUUAUGAGAAGAGGUCAGAGUAUUGUGAUCGAGAGCUAACAAAGGCAGAUUUGCAGAUGGUGACCAAAUUGGAUCCUCUUCGAGUCUACCCCUAUAGAUAUCGUGCCGCAGUACUGAUGGAUAAUCGCAAGGAGAAAGAGGCGAUAGCAGAGCUAACGAGAGCUAUUGCCUUCAAAGCAGACCUUCACCUUCUCCAUCUUCGAGCUGCUUUCCACGAACACAUCGGCGAUGUUCAGAGCGCUUUAAGGGAUUGCAGGGCCGCUCUCUCUGUCGAUCCUAACCACCAGGAGAUGCUUGAGCUUCAUAACAGAGUUAAUAGUCAAGAGCCAUAGUUGAAAACAUGUGUUUUACUUUUUUCUUCCUCUUUCAUAACCUUUACACCCGCAAAUUUACACCUCUGUAAUCUAGUCUGUUUCUUUAAAAUUAUUUAUUGUAUCAUUUCUCAACUGCAGAGAUGCUGGCUGUGUAGUAAUUUUUGAUUUGUGAAUAAAAUGAGAAGUUUAAAAGAAA